AUGCUCGCAGCGAACCGCUUCAGCAUCCUAGCCGGGCUCAACCCAUCUCCAGAGACCAAGUGGGGGUUUGACUUUGUCCCAACUUCGAGAUCUGGCACGAAACGACGUGGCAAGCGGGUUGGCAAGCAGCAGAGACUCAAGCACGCUCCGAAGAAGACAUGCGAGAAGCCUAAGGGAGAUGGUCUGGAUGAGCUCUGCAAACAAUAUGCUGCACUGCGUCUGGGCGAUAAUGCGCCAACAGCAGCAUCGCAAGUUUCGCAUCACGAGCUGCGGUCCAGCACACCGACUAGAGGCUCAACACCUGAUGUGACUGCUGUCAGACAUCACUGGGCUCCACAGUUUCGUCCCAACUCGCUACCAACACCACGGGGCACCUUAACCGAGCCAACAAUCGUUCAUUCAACGACCCUUCUGCAAGAGCCACAGCGCACCCUGCUCUCGCCGAAAUCGGUCCAGGACCCCUCGACUGACGUUUCGCUAAGUAGUCGGAAACCCUACUCUCGAUUUCCCCUGUCAGCUUUUUUGAAAGACCUUACCUCUCCAGCCGACUGCGUAGGAUACUGGCCACCGAAAACCCCAGCACCUGAGCCAUCACCUCCUCCUCAGGCCAACAAAGUGACCAAAUCACCUACUGCUGCUCCACCUGCAACACCAGCUCAAUCUGCGACGGCAGCAGCAGCCUGCAGCGCUCUUGUACUGAGUCGGGACACCGCAUCCCCGUCAAGCAAUGCAAUAAGGACGCGUCAGGCGGCGCCAGCGACGUCGUCGUUGUCUACCAACACAGUACCUACGUACAAACGUUUCCCUGCGUUUGGAGUCCCUCCAUUCACGCCAUCCCCAGGGUCAGUCCCUGCAUCAUCACCCAUUCUUGCUCUGCCGCCGGCACCAGCAACGCGACCUACUACGCCAACUUCUCCACAGCCGAAAUCGUCUUCGGCAGUCAGUCCAACCGCGUUGCCCACUAAUUGCAGGCCAGCUGCCGCAUCAAACGCUGCGCCACCACUGCCAGUGCUGCAGAAAUCCUCCAUAACUCGUCCGUCACGUCCACCUGCUCCGCAAAAGUCGCCUUGGGGCUGGCAAGAAGUAUCUGAAGGGAUCACCAUUUUCAACACUUCGCCGUCGGCCUUGAUCACCGCACCUGUUACAUCUCCGUACCCAUUUGUGUACCCACCACGGCCGUGGACGCCAACAGCUGUACCUAAAGACCUCUUCAAAGACACAGCCGCCGUACCAAGCAUGUUGAGAAGGAAGUUUGCUUUUAGCCCUCCUUCUCCUGAGGUCCAGAAGGAGCUGGAAGACUUCCUGGACAUGGGUCAUGCCGAUGACUGCUGGUGCUCCAGCUCCAAGCACCGACAGUCAAACAGUAAAGCACCAAGUAUGGGCACCGCUGUCGGCGAGCCGCAUCUCCAUGCGCCACAAACAGACUCGAAGGAUCUCAAAGGCAGUUUGCACGUAACAGGCUCAGAGGUGGCAGCAGAGUCGUCUCAAACUCUUCAGGGCCUGUCAGACUUGUAUGUCGAUGUCGAGGAUGACUCCUCCGACAGUGACGCCGUACUCGCGACCCCCUCAUCGGAAGGUAGUAGUUCUGGGUUCGAAGACUUCUUUGGUGUCCAUGAGGUCUUGCAUCCCUUCGCCUCAGAUGAUGAUGAGUGGGUUGCGGUUUCCCCUCGCUUGCAAGCGCGACGACCAAGUUCCCUGCCCUCCUCACGAACAGCGUCCGCUGUCUCAGUGCAGACUUCGAAUUCCACCUCUGUGGUGGCCCCACCGACUACUUCUCUACCAUCGCCUCCGGAAACUCCUCCACUGUCAAUAUGCCAUGCAUGGGCCUCAGAUGCUGAGAGCGAGACAGACUAG
Messenger RNA from Macroventuria anomochaeta, 1854 nucleotides. RefSeq lists its product as uncharacterized. The transcript has a single exon. Bases 1 to 1854 code for a protein of 617 amino acids. The record is from RefSeq and is a predicted model, not a curated record. Lineage: Eukaryota; Fungi; Ascomycota; Dothideomycetes; Pleosporales; Didymellaceae.